Molecule: messenger RNA, 1689 nt
Organism: Thlaspi arvense
Lineage: Eukaryota; Viridiplantae; Streptophyta; Magnoliopsida; Brassicales; Brassicaceae
Source: the annotation of a GenBank genome assembly
CGCUGUCGUUUCUGUUAAGAAAGAGAAGACGGCAAACGCUAACGUGUUUUACGUAGACCGUAAACGCUUCCGUCCGACGGUGAAGAACCGAAACGGAGUCAAAGAAGUAAAAACCAAACUACUCAAUCGAUCUCUCUCUCUCUCUCUCUCUCUCUCUCUCUGGGAUCUCUUUGACGCAUCGUCGGAAGAAUUUUGCUUCCGACGACGUUUCUCUCGUUUGAUUUUCUCUCCGGACAUCUUGUCCUGAUCGUCGUUUUGCGCCGGAUUAGGCUCGGUGCUGGAUUUCAAAUCUGGAGAAACUGAAUCUGCGAAUCUCGUGCCCGGAGGUGGCUUAAAAAAUGGCCGGGAUCCUGAAUAAAUUGCGGAAUCUGGAUGCUUAUCCUAAGAUCAAUGAGGAUUUUUACAGCCGUACGUUAUCCGGCGGCGUUAUAACCCUCGUCUCAUCCGUCGUUAUGUUUCUUCUCUUCUUCUCCGAGCUACGAUUAUAUCUUCACACUGUUACAGAGACGAAGCUCGUUGUGGAUACUUCAAGAGGAGAAACGUUACGCAUCAAUUUUGAUAUUACUUUUCCUGCUCUAGCAUGUUCGAUUCUCAGUGUAGACGCCAUGGAUAUUAGUGGAGAGCUGCAUCUUGACGUGAAACAUGAUAUCAUAAAGAGAAGACUAGAUUCUCAUGGAAACACUAUAGAAGCAAGACAGGAUGGAAUAGGCGCUACUAAGAUUGAAAAACCACUGCAGAAACAUGGUGGCAGGCUAGAACAUAACGAGACUUACUGUGGCUCUUGCUAUGGGGCUGAAGCGGAAGUGCAUGACUGCUGCAAUUCAUGUGAGGAUGUUCGUGAAGCAUAUCGAAAGAAAGGUUGGGGGGUUACAAAUCCAGAUUUGAUUGACCAGUGUAAACGAGAAGGUUUUCUACAAAGAGUAAAGGAUGAAGAAGGUGAAGGGUGUAAUAUAUACGGGUUCUUGGAGGUAAAUAAAGUGGCUGGGAACUUCCACUUUGCUCCUGGGAAAAGCUUUCAUCAGUCGGGCGUUCACGUUCAUGAUCUUCUUGCUUUUCAGAAAGACAGUUUUAACAUAAGUCACAAAAUCAGCAGACUUACAUAUGGGGACUACUUCCCCGGCGUCGUGAACCCUCUUGACAGAGUCCAGUGGAGUCAAGACACACCUAAUGCUAUGUACCAAUACUUUAUUAAGGUUGUACCAACAGUAUACACAGAUAUCAGUGGACACACAAUUCAAUCAAAUCAGUUCUCAGUGACCGAACAUGUUAAGAGCUCAGACGCAGGUCAGCUACAAUCCUUACCAGGAGUUUUCUUCUUCUAUGAUCUUUCUCCAAUCAAGGUAACUUUUACAGAGGAACAUAUAUCGUUCUUGCACUUCUUGACGAAUGUUUGUGCCAUAGUUGGAGGUGUUUUCACUGUAUCUGGGAUAAUAGAUGCGUUUGUAUACCAUGGGCAAAAAGCAAUCAAGAAGAAGAUGGAAAUUGGUAAAUUUAGCUGAGGUUUAAUUGUUUGUUUUGUUUAAAGUCUUUUGGGGUUGGUCACUCUUUUGUCGUUUACGGAUAUACUAAAGGGAUCAAUUCGUCAAAUGUAAUAUCAAUUUAAUCAUAACUUAAUUCUUUUUGGUUAAACUCACUCUAUAUGGAGGGUGUCAAGCUAGUUCGCUCAACAAGUUGAGAGUAUUUCUGUGC